AUGACAGCCUCCUUGGUUCUAAACCCUCGCUGGCCAGCGGAAACGGUAAUGUUUGUGUAUGACAACAACCUGGACGACCUGAACAAGAACAUGGAGGGGCUGGUGGGCAGCGGCAACUUCGCUGCAAGCCAGUGCCGCAACAUUAUGGCGCACUCGGCGGCCGCCGCUGCACUGGGCGGCCACCCGUCCAGCCUGGUGCACUCUUCGGCUGGCUACUCCACAGUGGACGUGUCCGCUUCAGGCUCCAGCGAAACCGGUGCGUCUUCAGGGAAGCAGUGCACUGCCGGGCCGUGCCCGGCGGCCGCAGUGCCGCACCAGAGCUCCUCGGCCGCCACCGCGUUACCAUACGGCUACUUUGGUAACGGCUACUAUCCGUGCAGGAUGGGGCGGGGUUCUCUGAAGUCGUGCACCCAGGCGGCGGGAGCCGCGCUCAGCUCGCAGUAUAUGGACACGACGGUGAACUCUGACGAAUACCCGAACCACCGGGCCAAAGAGUUCGCCUUUUACCACGGCUACCCGAGCCCCUACCAGUCCAUGGCCAGCUACCUGGACGUGUCUGUGGUCCAAACGCUGGGCACCGGGGAACCGCGCCAUGACACCCUGCUCCCCAUGGACAGCUACCAGCCCUGGGCUCUAACCAAUGGCUGGGGGGGACAGAUGUACUGCUCCAAGGACCAGGGACAGGCCGGACACCUCUGGAAGUCUGCUCUGGCGGAUGUGGUGGCGCACCAGCACGACGGCUCGCCUUUCCGCCGGGGUAGGAAGAAGCGGAUACCGUACACCAAGCUCCAGCUCAAAGAACUGGAGAAAGAGUACGCCGCUAACAAAUUCAUUACCAAGGACAAGAGGAGGAAGAUCUCAGCCGCGACCAACCUGUCGGAGCGGCAGAUCACCAUCUGGUUCCAGAACAGGAGGGUGAAGGAGAAGAAGUUUGUCGCCAAAGUGAAAACCAGCGCUCCGUAACAUGCAGGUUCCGGCGCUUUUGGACGAUGUAGUGAAGGAACGUGGUGUAUUUGCGUGUUAUACUUUACAAAUGAACUGAGAGAAAUUGCAAAAAAAAUGUGGAAAAUAACGA
Messenger RNA from Perca flavescens (yellow perch), 1075 nucleotides. RefSeq names its product homeobox B13a (gene hoxb13a). The record is from RefSeq and is a predicted model, not a curated record. Gene Ontology annotation, biological process: regulation of DNA-templated transcription. Bases 1 to 963 code for a protein of 320 amino acids. Gene Ontology annotation, molecular function: DNA-binding transcription factor activity, RNA polymerase II-specific; DNA binding. The transcript is spliced from 2 exons. Lineage: Eukaryota; Metazoa; Chordata; Actinopteri; Perciformes; Percidae.